Molecule: messenger RNA, 396 nt
Organism: Knipowitschia caucasica
Lineage: Eukaryota; Metazoa; Chordata; Actinopteri; Gobiiformes; Gobiidae
Source: the annotation of a GenBank genome assembly
AUGAAGACCGCUGCCGGCUUCUCCCACAGAACUCAAACGUCCCGCUGCAUUAAACGCACCGCCAUCAGUGCCGCGUUCCGGUUCAUCGCACGGACACGGGAGAGCGGAGCGUCGGCGUUCCAGGUGUCGGUGUACUUAGGCCUGCCGGCGCUUACGUCCGACUGCUCCUCUGUCACAAAGCAUCAGGCUCAAAGUCCCAACGGCUGCAGCGGAUCCAGGAGCAGUGCACUGAAGCUGGGCAGGCUCUCACGGCUCUGGGCCCCUCAACGUUCACGCCGGACGUCCGGGGACUGCACGGAUGCUGCGCGUUUGUUUGUCAAAGUGGAGGACAAACGCAAGGCUUUCCCGGGGUUCGGAGUCUUGCGUCAGCCCGGGGUUUUGAAAAGGCGGAGAUAG